AAUUACUUUGAAAGUGAUGAAUUAAAAGAAAAUGUGCCACUUCCGGGUGCAUCAGAACUUUUAAAUCGAUUUAACGGUGGACUAUUCGAGCAGUAUAUUCAGUCAUCAUCUAGGCAGAACCAGUAAAACAAACAUGUUAGACACAGCGAAAAAUUGGUUGGCCUACAUAUAUUUGCAGUACGAGUUCUCCACUUGUCUGUACAUGUUUGAACCUUGGGAAAGGAAGGCAAUCAAUACUGUUGUAAUAGCGAUUAUCGUACUAAUCACAUUCUCCAGCUACAUGUAUUUACCAAGCUACACCGAAUCGUUACUAAAUUUCUUAUCAUCGGCCCCAAAACAAAUAGAUUCCCACUUGCAGCAACCACAAAUCAUUCCAAUAAUUAGUUAAGUAUUUUCGAACCAUUUUUCUAAUGCCAAUCUAAGCCAUCACCAGUUUAAGUAGAAGCGCGUCGAUUAACUUUUAGUGUUCAUUAUUAUAAAGUGCUUUAGUUAUCAAAUUAAAGGAAUUGUUAUUUCGAGUCGAAGACAAGGCACAUUACACACACAAAAAAACAUUACUAAUGUGAUAAAAAUUGAAUAAAAUUUACCAAAUUGCAAAAA
This is a messenger RNA of Bradysia coprophila, 600 nucleotides long. RefSeq lists its product as uncharacterized. Lineage: Eukaryota; Metazoa; Arthropoda; Insecta; Diptera; Sciaridae. The record is from RefSeq and is a predicted model, not a curated record.